GCGUCCGCCGUGUUAGCCACAACAGAGAAUAUACAAAGGAUCUUCCAGAGAUCAGGACGCACCAUCAUGGCCCGUAUGUUAGUGCCACCAUCGGUGGGCAUCGGUGCCCGUAGCUGGACCUUGUGCGGAGCAGUCCUUUUGUUCGUCCUGCCGCUGAUACCCACGCCGGAGGCACUGCAGCACACAGAGGAGGGCCUGGAGAUGCUCUUCCGUGAGCGCUCCCAAUCGGACUGGGAGAAUGUGUGGCACCAGGAGGCACACUCUCGCUGCCGAGACAAGCUCGUCCGUCAGCUAUAUUGGGCCUGCGAAAAGGAUAUUUACCGGCUGACACGACGCAACAAGAAAAGGACAGGGAACGAUGAGUCCUGGCUCAAAAAGAGCCCCACGGAUCCAAAUGGCUCCACCUGGCUGCAUGUGAACUAUGCAAACAUGUUCCUCAGAAGUCGUCGGUCGGAUGCUCCGUCCAUUACAAAUGAAUGUUGCACCAAGACGGGUUGUACCUGGGAAGAGUACGCCGAGUAUUGUCCAUCCAAUAAGCGACGCAAUCACUACUGAAUUACCAAAAUUUCCAU
Messenger RNA from Drosophila serrata, 572 nucleotides. It is a transcript of the gene Ilp7, whose product is annotated as Insulin-like peptide 7. Lineage: Eukaryota; Metazoa; Arthropoda; Insecta; Diptera; Drosophilidae. The record is from RefSeq and is a predicted model, not a curated record.